AUGAAGUAUAACGAUGUUGUCAUAAACGAGGCGGUUAUGAGGUCACGUGGUAAGUCCGGUUGUUCCACCUUUGCUAAGCGAGAAAUCCUCAAAUUGUCAUCGACUCCUCCGCCUCGAACACAGCGACCGACCGCCGACACCAACGAAAACUCGCAACCAUGCAGAUGUAGGUCGUCCCAAACUCUCGAUAGCCCGCAAUUCGUCAACGUUGAACGCAACCACCGCUACGAAGCAACCAAGCACAAGAACAAAACUGGAGAACAUGCCACUAAUACGGCUCGAUAUAGUUUCGUCAAGACCCUGACGGGUAAGACCAUUACCCUCGACGUCGAGUCGAGCGACACCAUCGACAACGUCAAGACCAAGAUCCAGGACAAGGAGGGCAUUCCCCCUGACCAGCAGCGUCUGAUCUUCGCCGGCAAGCAGCUCGAGGAUGGCCGCACCCUGAGCGACUACAACAUCCAGAAGGAGUCCACCCUUCACCUUGUCCUCCGUCUGCGUGGUGGUAUCAUUGAGCCUUCCCUCAAGGCCCUUGCCUCCAAGUACAACUGCGAGAAGUCCAUCUGCCGCAAGUGCUACGCCCGUCUUCCCCCUCGUGCCACCAACUGCCGUAAGAAGAAGUGCGGUCACACCAACCAGCUCCGCCCCAAGAAGAAGCUCAAAUAG
Molecule: messenger RNA, 666 nt
Organism: Penicillium malachiteum
Lineage: Eukaryota; Fungi; Ascomycota; Eurotiomycetes; Eurotiales; Aspergillaceae
Product: ubiquitin-60S ribosomal protein L40
Exons: 5
Coding region: 1-666 (221 amino acids)
Biological process (GO): translation; modification-dependent protein catabolic process; protein ubiquitination
Cellular component (GO): cytoplasm; nucleus; ribosome
Molecular function (GO): protein tag activity; structural constituent of ribosome; ubiquitin protein ligase binding
Source: RefSeq, a predicted model, not a curated record